UUUAUUUCAAUCCACCUGUUUCCGCCAUCUCAUUUUGCAUCUCUCAAAUUCAAAUUUCGGGUGUCCUCUUUGAAAACCCUAGAGCUCUCCAUCCCUCUCCCGCUCUCUCUUUCUCUCUCUACAUUCCAGGCUACCUACAGAGGCGAUGAGGAAGGGAACCAAGCGUAAGGCAACGCACAAGGAGCCUAAGACCAAGCCUGCAGAGGAUCAGAAAAACGAGCCUAGCCAAUCGCCAGCUCAAGAGACCAACUCGGAGGAGCCCAGCCGCAAUGCUGAGCCAGAGCCGACCAAAGGAGCAGCUGGAAAGGACAGACGGAAGCGAGCUAAGGUUGAAAAGCCGGAAACCGCGACUGAGUAUUUCCCCGAGAAGCGCAAUUUGGAGGAUCUCUGGCUGCAGGUUUUUCCGGUGGGCACAGAGUGGGAUCAGUUGGACACGGUGUAUGAGUACAAGUGGAACUUCUCUAAUUUGGAAGAAGCUCUUGAAGAAGGGGGAGAGUUACAUAAUAAGAAGGUCUAUCUAUUCGGCUGUACAGAGCCUCAAUUGGUUCCUUACAAAGAUCAAUCAAAAGUUACAAUGAUACCUGUUGUGGUUGCUGUGGUAUCACCUUUCCCUCCAUCUGACAAAAUUGGUAUCAAAUCAGUUCAGAGGGAGACUGAAGAAAUUGUGCCUAUGAAGCGGAUGAAAAUGGAUUGGGUCCCUUAUAUACCUCUUGAGAAAAGGGAAUCUCAAGUUGAAAGACUUAAAAACUCUCAAAUUUUCAUCUUGAGCUGUAAUCAAAGGAGGGCUGGUCUAAGACAUCUGAAGAUAGAGCGUGUAAAGAAGUUCGAGUACUGCCUACCUUACUUUUAUGAUCCCCUUCAGGAAGAUGAACUAGAGCAGAGCACAGUGGUUGACCUUUUAUUUCCUAUUGAUCCCAAGCCGGUUUUCUGCGAGUUUGAUUGGGAACUUGAUGAGCUAGAGGAAUUCACUGAUAAGCUGAUUGAGGAAGAGGAGUUACCUGCUGAUCAAAAAGAGCCCUUCAAGGACUAUGUGAAGGAGAAAGUCCGUGAAGCAAAAAAAGCUAAUCGUGAGGCAAGGGAAGCCCGUAGAAAGGCACGGGAGGAAAUGAGCCAACAAUCAAGGGCUGCGUUUGAGAAUAUGAAAUUCUACAAAUUUUAUCCAGUACCUACACCCGACACUCCAGAUGUAUCCAGUGUAAAGUCUCCGUUCAUUAAUAGAUACUACGGGAAGGCUCACAAGGUUAUAUGACAUGCAGCUGAUUAUUUUUCUACGGAAGGGAGCAACACUUCGUUGAUGCUCGUUGUCGGUGUGCUCGGUGGAAGUAAGCUCAGAAAUUUUUAGAAUUUUCCAAUGCCUUGACUAUUCAUUGAGGGCGGGGUUCAGAAUUUUGUCCUUGAAAAAGUGUAACUUGUAUAAGUGAAAAAGACUAGGGAAAAUGCGGAUCAAACAGCCAACUUGAUCUUCGUGGCACGCCUAUUUCUGUAUUGAUACGAGACGAGACAUCAAUUUACCUGCAAGUUAAUUGAUUAUGAAAGUUGUAAAACCCCUUGCGUAAUUUUUGACACAGUUGGCAGCCAAUGUAAUUUUUGGUAUUCCUGUGUAGUAAAUUGAGUUGAGUGAUGGGUUGUUGUAGUGUAACGAGAAAGAGGUGUAGUUGAAAUUGACAUUCCUUGAAGAGUUAUAGUUUCUGUUGCUUCCUUCCA
Messenger RNA from Salvia miltiorrhiza (redroot sage), 1704 nucleotides. Its product is annotated as protein HEAT INTOLERANT 4-like. The coding region runs from base 146 to 1249 and encodes 367 amino acids. The transcript is spliced from 14 exons. Gene Ontology annotation, biological process: regulation of cellular response to heat. Lineage: Eukaryota; Viridiplantae; Streptophyta; Magnoliopsida; Lamiales; Lamiaceae. The record is from RefSeq and is a predicted model, not a curated record.